This is a messenger RNA of Oryzias melastigma (Indian medaka), 12572 nucleotides long. RefSeq names its product APC regulator of WNT signaling pathway 2 (gene apc2). Gene Ontology annotation, molecular function: beta-catenin binding; microtubule binding; gamma-catenin binding. Bases 356 to 7909 code for a protein of 2517 amino acids. The record is from RefSeq and is a predicted model, not a curated record. The transcript is spliced from 14 exons. Gene Ontology annotation, cellular component: cytoplasmic microtubule; catenin complex; beta-catenin destruction complex. NCBI's taxonomy places the organism in Eukaryota, Metazoa, Chordata, Actinopteri, Beloniformes, Adrianichthyidae. Gene Ontology annotation, biological process: positive regulation of protein catabolic process; cell fate specification; regulation of cell differentiation.
UCAAUGUUUAGAGCGCCCUCCCUGCAACCCCCCCUUCCACCGCUCGCCAGCCCCUCCCCCUCCUCCUCCCUCCCUCCUCUCUCCAUCACUGCUCUCCCUCUCCUCCUCUUCUCUUCAUCAGUGCUCUCAAGCUCUCGGAGCGACGAGAUCUUGACCCGCCGCUGCUUUGUUCCCGCAUUUAUUUCCCCUUUAGAUCAGGUGAAAUCUGUUAGAACAGACACCCUUUCUAUCUGGCACGGCUUGGUUUGGCUCAGCUCGGUUUUACGGCUGGAAUGAAGACAAAGCAGAGCAGAUUGGAUGCGAUGGGGAUGAUGGGCGCGGACUGAACAUUCAGGAGCUGCUGCGCAGUGAGAAGAUGGCCAAUGCUGUGGCUUCCUACGACCAGCUGGCCCACCAGGUGGAGGUGCUCCGCAAGGAGAACUCCCACCUGAGGAGGGAGCUGGAGGACAAUUCCAACCACCUGUCCAAACUGGAGACGGAGACGUUUGGCAUGAAGGAGGUUUUGAAGCAGCUGCAGAGUAAGCUGGAGCAGGAAGCAGGAACUCUAGCCUCGUCUGGGAGGAGCGACGUGCUGCAUCAACUGAAAGAGCUACACAUGGACCUGACCAACUACUAUGAACUCAAGCACCAACCUCACAACCUGAGGUUGUUAACUUCUGGUCUCGGGCUGGUGGGGCUCUCAGGGGCGGGGCCUGCUGUAGCUGGAGGUAUGGAGCUGGGCAAUCACCUGGCUCUGCCUCCAUCCUCUACUUCCUCAUCCUCUGUGGCAGCAGUUAGCAGGUCCAAGAGUCCACUCAGACCUGCAUCACGUCAGAGCAUGGCGUCCGCCGGGGAGACGGCCAGCCUCAUGCUGCCGCACCACUUCCUGGACGGAGCCCCGCCCAAGACAGCUGUGAUCUGUGGAGCAGAUGGACGACUGAGCGACCAUCACCUGGAGGAGUUGUACAAAGAAAGGAACCUCUUGCUGGGGGAGAUCGACCGGGAGGAACGAGAACGCUGCUGGUACUUCAGUCAGCUGGAAGCGCUGUCUCAGAAGCUGUCUCAGCUGCCACGCAUCGACACGUUUUCUCUGCAGAUGGACUUGAUCCGGCAGCAGCUGGAGUUUGAGGUCCAGCAGAUUCGUUCCGUAAUGGAGGAGCGAUUCGGCAGCAGUGAUGACAUGGUGCAGAGAACUCAGAUGCGGGUUGCUCGCCUGGAACAGCUAGAAAAGGAGCUGCAGGAGACUCGGGGGAGUCAGGAGAGCCAACUUCAGCUGUCUGGAGCUGAGAAGCCCCCUGCUGGAGAGCCAGAGAACAGCAGCUCGUCCUCAGCUCCAGCUGCUGGAGCGGAUGCUGCAGAUGGAGGCAGCAAGGUGGAGAUGGUCUUCUGGCUGCUCUCCAUGCUGGCUAACAGGGACAAGGAGGAGAUGUCCCGCACCCUGCUGGCUCUGUCUAGCUCCCAGGACAGCUGCAUCGCCAUGAGAAAAUCCGGCUGCGUCCCUCUGCUUGUGCAGAUUCUGCACGAAGCCCAAGACAGCGCUUCCACCGAGACGCCAGCCGGCAGCAGCUCCAGGGGGUGCAGCCGCGAGGCCAAAUCCAGAGCCAGCGCCGCCCUCCACAACAUCAUCUACUCCCAGCAGGACGAAGGCCAAGCCCGCCGGGAGAUGCGGGUCCUCCACAUGCUGGAGCAGAUCCGGACCUACUGUGACAGUGGCUGGGACUGGAUUGAGAGCCACGCCUCCACACCUUCACAGGGAGGAACCAAAACAACAGAUAUCCCAGAACCUGUGGACCCUCAGAUCUGUCAGGCCAUGUGUGCCAUCAUGAAGUUGUCCUUCGAGGAGGAGUAUCGUCGAGCCAUGAAUGAAUUGGGGGGGUUGCAAGUGGUGGCAGAUCUGAUCCACCUUGACAACGACAUGUACGGCAUGCUGAAUGACCCCAUCAACAUGGCGCUCCGCCGGUAUGCGGGCAUGGCUCUGACCAAUCUCACCUUUGGAGAUGUCGUCAACAAGGCCACUCUGUGUUCUAAGAAGAGCUGCCUUCAGGCUCUGGUUGCUCAGCUGGGUUCUGAUAGCGAGGAGCUUCAUCAGGUGGUCUCGAGCAUCCUAAGGAACCUGUCCUGGAGGGCCGACAUCAGCAGCAAGAAAGUUCUGCGGGACAUUGGCUGUGUGUCUGCUCUGAUGACCUGUGCUCUCCAAGCAACCAAGGAGUCGACACUGAAGAGUCUCCUAAGCGCUCUGUGGAAUCUGUCAGCUCACAGCAUUGACAACAAGGUGGCCAUCUGUUCGGUCAAUGGAGCUCUGGGCUUCCUGGUUAGCACCCUGACAUAUCGGUGUCAAACGAACUCGCUAGCCAUCAUCGAAAGCGGCGGAGGGAUCCUCCGAAACGUGUCCAGUUUGAUUGCCACUCGGGAAGACUACAGGCAAGUCUUAAGAGACCACAACUGCCUCCAGACACUUUUGCAGCAUCUGCGCUCUCACAGUCUGACCAUAGUGAGUAAUGCCUGUGGUACCCUCUGGAACCUUUCUGCCCGAAGUCCAAAAGACCAGGAGUUGUUGUGGGAUUUGGGGGCAGUCAGCAUGCUGCGAAACCUUAUCCACUCAAAGCACAAGAUGAUAGCCAUGGGCAGCGCUGCAGCUCUUCGAAACCUCCUCACCAAUCGGCCACUAAAGUACAAGGACACCGCGGUUGUGUCUCCUGGCUCCUGCAUGCCCUCGCUCUACAUGAGAAAGCAAAAGGCUUUAGAGGCAGAGUUGGACGCCAAACACCUGGCAGAGACAUUUGACACCCUUGAGAAACAGAGUCCCAAGCACCUCACCCUUAACAAGCCACUGCGGCACAUUGAGAGUCUGGCAAAGGAUUACGCAUCUGAUUCUGGUUGCUUUGAUGACGACGAAGCCCCCAAUAUCUCCAGCAGUCUGGAGACCGGUAGCUUUUCCAUGCUGUCCAUGUUUCUUUCCAAUUCUAAUCUCCUGCAAAACCAGUCUCAUAAGAGAGACAUUGAACCUGAGCGAGAUGUCGAUGUCUCUCAGAUGGCUGAGACGAGACUCGCUCCUUCUGAUGACGUGGUCUCUGCAGCAGCAGAGAAACUAGCAAAGAAAAUUACCACCACAGUUGCCAAGAUUGAUCGGCUGGUAGAGGACAUAACUAUGCACACAUCCUCUGAAGACAGUUUGAGCCUCAGUUCUGAAGACCAUCUUGCAGACUGGCCUUAUGCAAUGGAUGAAUUGAAUGAAGCUCGUGCAAGUUCGUGCUCCCCUUGCCGCCUUUCUGAUGUAAGUAGUUUGGUUCACAGAGAACGUCUCAGUAGAGCUCACGCCCUGUUACGACUCAAAACAGCACACACAAGUGUGUCGACAGACAGCCUGAAUAGUGGCAGUACCAGCGAUGGCUACUGUGGCAGUAAAGACCAAAUGCGCUCUACACCAAGAGCUGAAAUGAUGCAACAAAGACCCAAUCAACUUGACCUCAAGGUGGGUCAUCAAGAAUACCUCAAUGUGAGUCCAUCUGUUCAGAAUGAAACCAAACAACAGGACAUUCCAGAAAGAGACUACGUAGACAACAAGGGUUUGAGAAAUGUAGAGCUCAGCAACACAGAGACUGAAAAGAACCAAGAACCACCUGUGCAAACACCUGUCAGUGCAUCCACUAAAAUGUCCUCUGAUGUCAGCAUGACAUCAAUCAAAUUGUCUCCUUCUUACCAACAGGUCCCACUCAUUCAGAGUGUGGCCAAAUUUGGUGUUGCAAAAACUGCUAUCAAUGUCCAGGCUGCUCAGGCCAUGAGGAGGCAAGCAUGGGUGCCCACUGCAAUGACUGGGGGUAGUAUUACGAAAUUUUCACCUAUGACUUCUGCGAGAAGUCCAACCAUUGGUACAAUGGAGACAAUUCAGAAAUACUCUGUGGAGAAUACUCCAAUCUGUUUCUCUCGCUGUAGCUCGCUGUCGUCUCUGUCCUCUGGUGAAGGAGCAUUGGAUGAGCAAAGUGAAAACGAACUGGAGAGUGACUCUUCAUUAGAGAUAAUUGAAGUGGAGGAUGGAGAAGUGGUGAAGAGAGAGCAGGAGGAUGAAACAUUAGAGGAUCUAAGUGACAGCCAGCUGCUGAUGACUGAUUCAAAAACCUUGCCAAGCAAAGACACAGAUCCCAUUGAGAUCUACUGCACUGCCAAAAAAGAAAAGGUGUUCCUAAGGGGCGCUUCUCCAGCAGUGCUUGAAGACAGAUCUCCAUCCAGUUCCUCUGAGAACUACAUCCAUGAAACCCCUCUGGUAUUAAGUCGCUGUAGCUCGGUUAGUUCACUGGGUAGCUUUGAGUCUCCCUCUAUUGCCAGUUCAAUCCAAAGUGACCCGUGCAGUGAAAUGAUUGAUGGAACAAUAAGUCCCAGUGAUCUUCCAGAUAGUCCAGGACAAACUAUGCCUCCAAGCCGGAGCAAAACUCCAUGCUGCAUUGAGUCAAAUGGACCUGAAACACAGAGCACAGGCAUGGCGGGGCAAUGGGAAAGCAGCCUUCGAAAGUUCAUGGAGAUAACAGACUCCAAGGAGAGAUUCAACCUCCCCCCUGAUCUUGACACAAUGAUCUACUUCACGGUGGAAAAGCCUAUCGAGAAUUUUUCUUGCGCCUCCAGCUUAAGCGCUCUGCCCCUUCACGAACACUACAUACAAAAAGAUGUUGAACUGAAAUUAACACCUUUGCUGCAACAAAAUGAUACAAAUCUUCCACAUCCUGACGAGGAUGAGCAAGGAUUUGACAACGGAGAGCGAAACAGUGAAGGAAACUCAGAUGACGACAUAGAAAUCUUAAAAGAAUGCAUCAACUCAGCAAUGCCCUCUAAGUUUAGAAAAGUAAGGCCUUCGCUGAUGACCACUGUUCCUCCACAUAUACUCAAUUCCCAGAUCCGAAAGCCAAUACAUCUCCCAGUUUAUAUGAUGCUUCCGAAUGGUAAAACCCAGAUCUAUCCUGGGAGGAGAAUUGUCAUACCACAAAAAGACAAAUGUGAUGAUUCAUCCUAUACUGAUUCUGCAGAGGGUACAGCAGUCAACUUCUCCAGCACAACUUCACUCAGUGAUGAAACACUUCAGUAUCCCAUGAGAGAACGGGGGGCAAAAGACUGCACAGCCAAGGGCCUAAACAGGCAAGAUCAGACGGACAACGAGGCAAAAAGAAUUGAAGACUUGAGGAUCUUCUCGCACUUCCACAAACCCAACAGAAUGUCCCACUCACCAGAGAAACAACUGAGUCGGACAAGCAAACAUGUGAUCUCCACUCAGAAAGUACUGAUGCAAAGUAAAGAAGUAGCCGACAGAGUGGCUAGCCAAAAACAUCGCGAGCAGUCUCCUAUUCAGCAAAAGAGACGACAAGGUCAAGUUCCAAUCAGAAAGUGUGAGCUACCUGUCAUAAAGCAAAAUGCAGCAAGUAUCCCAAAUGUCACAUCACAAAAAGGUAAUACUCUAUUUCGACAGAUGACAAAUUCUUCUGAGGAUAGCAACAGUUUCUUUGAUGAUGACAACGAAGAGGUCAUAAAACGAACCAGCAGAAAACAAAUUAGGGAAGUGAGUAGAAAUACUCUAUCUCGGAGCAUGACAAAUAUAGGCAGGACAGAUAAUCCCCUCGGAAAUCCCAGAGGGUUUCAGAGGAUAAAACAAAAUCUAAUAAGGGAUGAAUCGCCAGCAUGUUACUCACUCAGCUCCUCUCUAAGCUCACUGAGUGAUGCUGAAUUUGAUGAUCAUAAAUCAAAGUCACAGCAAAUAUGGUACAAGAACAGGCAUAACAAAACACUGAACAUGGCGCAACAAUCAAAGUCUAUGACCAUUCAGUAUCAAUGUGAGGAACAAAGCUCCCCAAGCUCUGUCAGCAUGGACUCCGAAGAUGACCUUCUUCAGAAAUGCAUAACUUCCGCCAUGCCAAAGCAGAGAAGGAAGAUGGUUUCCAGGAAGAAGAAAGGAGAAAAUACUCAAAAACAUAGGGCCUUUGAUGGAUGGGACUUGGAUGAGGAUAUGGACAGUGACGAAAUGGAAUGGGAUAAUGAUUCUGACCUCAACAGUGUUGAAUGGAGAGCCAUACAGGAAGGUGCUAACUGUGUUGUGACUGGGUUACAGGCAUCAAAGUCUCAAGACCCAUCCUCUGAAGAGACUGAAUCAGUUCUAUCGUUCAUGUCAACAUCCAGCUUCACACCCAAAGAACGGAAGUUUGCUAAAGAGAAAAAUGCAAAUAAACCUCUGGAUUUUGCACCACGCAAGCCAGUUCCAAACCUACCAGUGGUUUUUAGAGGCAGGACGGUGAUCUAUACACCAAAAAAAGAGACAGCUCCAUCACAAAUACCUCCUCCACGAAAAGUGUCUACAAAGACAGAUGCUCCAAAGAACCCUGACCUUGCUCAGCAUAGAUCUAAGAGUCUUCACAGACUAGGCCAUCCUCAAGAUACUGAGCUGUCUCUUCCAAAGAGGAGCUACACUCCACCACCAAGGAUACCAAAAAGCUCAUCCUCUGGGUCUGGGUCAUCACAGAGUUCCACGCCAUCUAAGCAGUCGCAGAAGAAAAUAACAUCACCAACUCAAAGUAAUAAAGCCAUUCAGAAAAAGAGCCCAGCAUCAGUUAGUGGUUCACCGGUGGGUAGUCCCCCUGAAAGAAAGGGGCGCUCUCCUGUAGUAAACAAAAAUGAGAAAUCUCCACCACCAAAGACACAGAAGUCACCUGUUCGUAUUCCUUUCAUGCACACCUCAGCCAAACAACCCAGACCACUGUCACCAUUAGUGACUAACCAAACAGUAAACAGGCAAACCAGUCAAGUCAAUGGUAAGAGGAUGGCACCGGUCAAUAAAUUUGACCUGGUAAGGAUGACAUCUGUCCAUUCAAAUGGUGGUGAGUCUGACCGCAGUGGAUUCUUGAGGCAACUGACUUUCAUAAAGGAAUCCAAAACUGGGCUAAGGCGGGACAGCUGUCCUCGCAACAUGCCAGGAUCACAGAAUGGGUCGCCUCGCAGAGCAGUUCCUGGAGCUUCAGCCGUCUUCCUUUGCUCGUCACGCUGCCAGGAACUCAAGGCCGCAGUGCAAGCCCCAAAAAGGGUGCAAGUAAAAGAUCCUCCGCAAACACGGCAAGUCCAGAAGCCUAACCAAGGCCUUCAGAAGCAUACUACUACGCUGUCCAGGGCAACAUCUAGUGAAAGGGAUCUAUUGACAAAACGGGCAUCCAGGAGAACUAGCUCUGAAAGUCCCUGUAGGAUGGCAGAGAGAAAUGGGCCUGCCAGAACGUCUGGAUUGAGGAAGCAACAGGACAAAGACACAUUUAAACGCCAUGCCUCAUCUCCAAGUAUAAACAUACUCAGUCGAGUUACCAGCCGUUCUUCUUUGCGCUCGUCGUCAUCGGAUUCAAGUGGAAGAGCAAAAAGCGAAGAUGACACAAAGAAGAAGGGGCAGAGAUCCAUGUCCCGGCUUAAGGACCGGGCCACUUGGAGAAGAAUUAGAGAUGAAGAUGUACCACAGGUCUUGAAAAGUACUUUGCCAGCAAACGCGUUACCUCUGGUGCCUUCUCCUGAUGGGGAAAAGCCAAAACCUUUAGGACUUCCUGGAAAAUUGCCAACGAUUCUACUUGCAUCUCGCAAGACGAGCGACGCAAUUGUUCAGACGGAAGAUCUUUCCAACAAGACACACUCGAGCACUUCUCCGACGGCAGAAACUGAAGAGGUAACAAAAAUGUCUCUCCUCAGAAAGAUAAACACUACUUCUGGAAGUACUCUUCAGGACACAGAGUCUGAUGGCUCGCUUUGGAGUCACAGUACAACAGGAACGGCAGACAGCCAUAACAGUGGAGCUGUCACUUUCCGUCAAGGAUCCCCGAGCAAGGCAGCCCGAGUUACUCCAUUUAAUUACAUCCCCAGCCCUAUUGUUGGCUGUCUGCAAGAUCCACAGAGUGAGAAGCCUGAGGUUAAACAAGAAAUGUAGGUCAAUUAUGGGAUUACAAGUUGACACAUGAAUGACUCCUGAAAUAAACUGAGAACUCAGAUGGACACAACGACCACUUAGUCUUAUACCUCGGGUGUUGCCCCUUUCCCUACCCAUUUAUUAUAUUCAAGUUUCCCUCUCUGAACAAUGGAAGAGAGCUUCCAUCUCUGAUUCAUAACCAAGUUGGAUGUAUGCAUUUUAAGUGGGUCAGACAAGGACAGGCCCCCAAAAACUUUUCGAGAUGCACUCCAGAAAAGACAAAAAAAAAAAAAACAUUUCAUCCAAAAAGUGCAUCUUUUUAUACUUGUUUUAUAUCUGUUGAAUAACCAUCGCCUGGUAGUAAAAACAAAAAGUAGCGGGCAGGUUUUUUGUUUUAGCACGAGUCAUCAUCACCCCUCUGUACACAAGAACUGUUUUAUGCAAACUUUUGAAGAACUUAUUUGGACCCCCCCACCCCAAAAAAGACUGUCAACAAACUUUAUUUUAGUAUACAAGUUCACUUCUUCAUUAAACCUGUGUUUUUAUAUAUUAAGCACAUCCAAAUGUUGAGUCCUACCUUCAGCAGCUUGAUGAGGUCUUACUAACCUUGUAAGAAUUGGUGGAUACAUGUUCCAAAAACACAACAAAAAAAAGGUGUUGGACUUUUACUGUCUUGUUGACAAAAGCUAAGUCUACAAAACUAAAGGGUUAGCAUGAUUGCUGGUUUUAGUGCUAGACCUAAUUAUGAGCAUCAUAAGCUUUGGUCAGGUUUGGGUCUUUUAGGACACAAACAGUUUAGAAAAAAUACACAACAUUUUUAUUUAUUUUAUUAUUUUUGGAAAGUGGGUUUGCACCAAGUAAUUUUACACAGCAUUUUUUAGCCUAUCAGUUUAAAUAAAAAAAAAUAUUUCUCAUAUAGAAAAUUGACAACAACUGCUUUUGCAUUAACUUGUAGUAAGCUAAGAUUUAGCAGAUGAUCUAUUUGUACAACAAAUGCUCUAUGUCAAGCCUUUGCAGCCCAGAUAUAUUUUGGCGUUAGCAUUGUCCGCAGGACACAUAGAAUGACGAAUGCUGCAAGGUCUCUCCCAGACAAAAUGUUUUUUGAUGCAAUAAAAAUGCAUGUAGUGUAAAAAAAAUGUUUUGGUUUACUCAAAGUGCUCUACAACUUUUUCUGGAACUGUUGGAAAUUUGUUUUCAGGAUCUCGUUCUAAACAUCUAUUAGCUUUAGCUCCCCAUUACAAUCCCACCAAAAAGGUUAAAUUUUAUUGUCAAAAGUGCUUUAUUAACCCAACUUAAAAAUAAAUAUCCCACAAAAAGACUAAAUUGACCAUUUCAGUAAAUAAUUACACUAGUUGGGGUAGAGGGAUAUCAUCAUUAAAUAACCAUGUUGAUGCAAAAACUCUUGUACUUAAAACAGCUUUUAAUUUCAAUAGCGGGUAAAAUCCAAAUAAAAUGUGUUAUAUUUAUGUAAAAUAAAUUCUAAUUUAAAUGUUUAUUCACAUUGCCCGAACUGUAGUGAAUGAAAGUAUUAUGACAAGCGAUUUUAAUCUAAAGCAAGAUUUCAAGACAGUAAAUCAACACCUUUUUUUUUACAUUUUUGAACUGAAAAGCUUUGGAUCCCUUAACCUUCAGCAUUUUGUGUGUCUCAAUCAGUAUUGUAAAUAUCAUGCAGGUAAACCGAAGCUUCCUGGUGGGUUACCCCCUGACAGCAUGCUAAUAUACUCACUGACUGUAUACGCAACUACACUCCUGUAAAACACUGCGGGGGCCACGGAUGUUGUUCAGUGGUAAUAUAUCUUCUCAAGACCUUUAUUCGUGCGCUGCAAAGGCCUGUAAACAUACUGUUAGCAUAGAUGAACAAUGCAACAAAUGCCUCUGUUUAUGCUUUGACCUUAUUGUUUGUGUUUGCUGCUAGAUUCAGGUACCGUUUGCUGUUGAGUUUGUCAAAAUGUCCUUAGCAGUGACUGGGUUUUGAGUGGACAGAUAGGCACCUCGACUGGAAGUAUCCUAAAGCUGUGAACUUCAUUUGUUCUUGAAAGUUGGAAUUAUUUGUCAGAUAAUUUGGAAUUUCGCCUGAAGCACUGCUUGGUGUCUGUGAUGCUUUAGUUUGGCACAUUGACUGUAUGCGAGAACUGGACUAAGUCACCCGACCAACCUCAGAUUCCAAACAGGAAGCACCCGCUGGCUCUAAGAAAACCAAAAAGCCUUCUAUAGAGAAAUUAAAAGCUAAUACCUUCACUCAAUCAAUAAAUUUGUCAUAAUAAACAGGCUGUGCUACCUUUUUUAACAUGUUUUUGAUAAUCCUAAUUUUUAGCGAUACUCUCUCUGUAAUUCAAGUUAUUUAAAUAUAAACUGGCCAAUCAGAUUCCUCAAUAAAAGCAUGUGGUCUCACAUUGAUGGAUUCCCCUGAGCCUGCCUCCAAGUCAAAGGGGUGUGGACUUCCAACAAGCUCACUCCUGAUUGGUGAGAGUGAUUGCUAUAAAAACAUUGAUUCAGACAGAUUCGAACCAAUCACUGCUUACUCACAUUAUCUGGUUCCAACACGGUGACAACCAAUUUACUUCCUUGAUGCCAGAAACAAGUCAUUUACUAUGGGUGACGUCACCUUCAGUCCAGUUCUCUUAUACUGUCAAUAGUUUGGCUGUUAGAGACUUCUUUGUCGUAGACCCACUGGUGACAAAUCUAUUUAACUUCACUGAUUAUUUAUACUAAUUUAACAUGUUAAAAAUUCUAAUUCUCUCCUGAUACACAGCACAUCAAUGCAUAUUAUCUGCAACAUUUCGCAACUUUCUUAAAAUACUUAACUUUUAGGAGCAAUUUACAUUCUCAGUUUUCUGUUUUUUAUCAUUUUCCUCACAGCAUAUUAGAGUUUUUAAGGUUUUCUCAAACAUGGAUUAAACCACUCUCCAUAUAGUUUGCACAAAUCAGGAAGCGCAAGAUCUAAAACUAAAUUGUGAUUCAUCUAAGACAAAAUUGAGAAUCUCUUGUUUAAUCUUUGAAUACAGUUCGAUUCAUAUUCACCUGAUUUCAAGAAAUAGAAGUUGCUGAUUAAUAUAAAUAUUUAUAAAAUGUGUUAUUUUUUCCCAUUUGUGUAUCUAACCAGUCAUAUUUACGGUCUGGUACAAUAUAAUCAAAACUUCUCGUUUUUGUACUUCAGGCUGAACCUUUAACCUCUGACUUGAGCUAAUAUUUAAGCUAACCUUCUAAACACUAGUCACAGUUAAUCAGAAAUAACUGCUGUGUUAAUAUAACCUAAGAUGUGAGGUCCACGCUCCAUGUCUUAAAAGGUUAAAACGUGAUUUUUUUUGUUGUUCUACGUUCAGUCAUUAGCAUUGUGACAGUAAUGAUGGCUCCACAAUGCUACUUUGCCACAAUCUAUUUUUCAAGCUGAUAUAAAAAAAAAGAUCUUUUAGACCAUUUUUUUUUUACCUUUUUUGUCAACUCAUUCAUUAUUGGCGGAAAUCAACACUACUUUCAAAAUACGAAUCUUCCAUUUGUUCCCAAAACAGGAAGAGAUUCUUUAGUUUUUAUGGAUCUGGUUCAUUUUUGUUCAACCAACAAACUACACGCUAAAAAAAAAUGAGUUUGAAGCCUGUUACCAUAAGUAGGACUACGACAAAUUUGUUUCUUGAGUGAGAAGUUUUUGUCUUCACGAGAUGCUAGCAGCAGCUCACAAAACAUCCACUUUACAGACAUUUUUAGGCUUGUAUUUAUUUUAAUCUUAUAUUCAGGCUAAUUUCAAAAGGAGAUGUCAAAAUAAAAUAGUUUUUUGUUAAAUAUGUUUUUUCAUUUGUAAUUUAUUGUGAAAAAGAGAAGCGAUGGAGAAAAAAUAUUCAUUAAAAUCGGGAAAAAUAUAUAUUUUUUGGCCCUCGUGUGGCAUGUUUCCAACUUCAUGAACAAAUGAAACACAUUACCGUAUAUACGGCAUGUUAAUAUCAGCUUUACUGUGUCGCUUUGAAAGUAGGACUAGGUUAGGAAGAUCUACAAGAUGACAAAUAUUCUCAGUAGAUGUACGUAAACUCUUAUCUGGACAUUACCUUUUCAGGGGCUGUUUAUUUGUAAAAAAAACAAACAAACAAACAAAAAAAAAAACCUCAAUGUUUUCCCGAAUCAACCUGUGGAUAAAAACCAAGUCGCUCCUGAUUGCAACCUUUUCAGGUCCACCUGUUCUUAGAAUGGUGAUGCUCUGCUGAAUCCUGUCAUUUAAUAAUUAAACAUUGAAGCAAUUCAUUUUUGAAGAGGCUGAUUUCUCAGACAGUUGUUUUGCUUCAAGUGAAGUGUGUCACAAAUAUCCAACUCAUGAAGGAGAACCAGAGGACAAUUGGCAUUUUAUUGAAUACAUAAAAGCAUUUUAAAUGUUUAGAUCAUGUCUAAAACAUCAGUCUGCACUGUAUCUUCCUCUGCAGAUGCAGUAAAAUAGCAGACAGACUGAAGUAAGAGCAACACUUACUUUCAGAGCUCUUUGAACUCGUUGGUCAUGAUAAAUGGAUCGAAUCGGAAACUCCAGGAGGUUUUCACCACUGCCGUUAAUGGCCUCGCUCACGACACGACGGGAUAAAAGUUUGUAGCCGAGUCUAAUUCCCACCUGCAAGUGUACCAGGCCACAUUGGUCACACAUUUGAAAAGGACAGAAGUUGUGUCAUUAUAAAUGCCAUCAUCUAAUAAAAGUGGUGUUUUCUUAAAA